GGUGACUAUUAUCGGGUACACGUUUGGGAUCCCUGACGUCAUCAUGGGCAUCACUUUCCUGGCGGCGGGCACGAGCGUUCCAGACUGCAUGGCCAGCUUAAUCGUGGCGAGACAAGGCCUUGGCGACAUGGCGGUCUCUAACACCAUAGGGAGCAACGUGUUCGACAUCCUCGUGGGACUCGGCAUACCGUGGGGUCUGCAGACCAUGGUUAUCAAUUACGGAUCCACAGUGAAGAUCAACAGCCGGGGCCUGGUCUACUCCGUGGUGUUGUUGCUGGGCUCCGUGGCGCUCACCGUCCUGGGCAUCCAUCUCAACAAAUGGAGACUGGACUGGAAGCUGGGCGUCUACGUGCUGGUCCUCUACGCCAUCUUCCUGUGCUUCUCCAUCAUGAUCGAGUUUAACGUCUUCACCUUCGUCAACCUGCCGAUGUGCCGAGAAGACGACUAAAGCCGAGCUCUGCCCGCUGGGAGCUGUUCUGGACACCGGCCUAGCGUCCUCCCCUCGCUCCCUCCCCCCACGAGUCCCCUGCGCUGGCAGCCACCGGCUGUCUUUUCUUACACUGGAAGGAAGAGCCAUCAUGGUCUUUGGCCACGGGCCCGGCUGCUGGGCAUCCUCCUCUUCCUGGGAGUCAGUCCUGCCCUCCAGAAGGCGAGAUGCAGGGGCCGCUCUCUGAGCAUCUUCGCAGCCCUGAGCUGCAGUCACAGGAUGUGGCGCGUGUCCCAUCUCUCGCGGACACGUCGGUCAGAAGGACUUCUGGGUGCAGUUUGUCUUUCUGUUUCGCGGCAUCCUGAGAAAUGAGGUGGUCGGUGACCGUGAAGUCUCCUGGGGCAAGUGCAAAAUGGGAAUGUUGUCCUCAAGUGUCUCCUCUGGGCCAGAGGGGGGCGUUGCUUAGGCAGCUUUUGCUGCAAAGAGAGGAAGAGCUGGAGCAGGGGCCUCCCCCUGCCGGGGGUGCGGGGCUGUGAUGGCAGACACCCCACCCCUUUUUCUAGACCAAUUGGAAGAAUGGAAACCGUUUUUUCAGGUUUGUUUAUUGUUGUUUUUACAGCAGAGGCGAGAAAACAAGAAUGCAAUAUUCUUCUCCUUGUAUUGAUGCAUUCAGAGAAUGAGCAAUGGAAUAUUAAACAUGAAAUGUCCUACAGACCAUCAUACUUGAAAAAUGUCAUUCCAUACAAAAUGGGGACCAAAAAGGUAACACUCACGGAAAACGGGUCCUGUGUGCGUGGUGGUGCAUGGACGCUGACACGCUUGGUUUGGCGCUCGGGAAGGAGGGAGAGACUCACAUCGAAACGGGUGCUGAUUCAGACGCGGUGGAGCUCGUAGUUCACAGCCAUACAUUCCAGACCUUCCGUGGGACGCGACGCGCUGUCACUUUGGGUUUGUCAUUUCUUUGUUAAUGCCCGACUCUCAACACCAUCCUGUUGAAAGACCCAAUUGUUUGUAUGCCCAGCAAAUCUCAUAGCCCACUGAGCUGGAAGGAGUGUGCCAGCGCUCGGCUCACGACCAGAAGAGAGAGUUCCCGGAACCGGGACUGGGAGUGUUUGGAGCUAAAGUUUCUUGAACCUUACAGUUUGCUACCCGUGAACGGCCAAGGGCGGGAGGCUGAUUCAAAGAUAGAAAAAUAUUAAUUUCCGAUCGCUUCUGAGCUCUCAAAUAUAUAUUAAAAAGGUUUAUGAACACAAA
Molecule: messenger RNA, 1681 nt
Organism: Myotis lucifugus (little brown bat)
Lineage: Eukaryota; Metazoa; Chordata; Mammalia; Chiroptera; Vespertilionidae
Gene: SLC24A4
Product: solute carrier family 24 member 4
Exons: 4
Coding region: 44-448 (134 amino acids)
Biological process (GO): intracellular calcium ion homeostasis; calcium ion transmembrane transport; sensory perception of smell
Cellular component (GO): membrane
Molecular function (GO): calcium channel activity; calcium, potassium:sodium antiporter activity
Source: RefSeq, a predicted model, not a curated record